Molecule: messenger RNA, 1332 nt
Organism: Nerophis lumbriciformis (worm pipefish)
Lineage: Eukaryota; Metazoa; Chordata; Actinopteri; Syngnathiformes; Syngnathidae
Source: RefSeq, a predicted model, not a curated record
GCGACCAUGCUGUGGAAACUAGUUGAGAAUGUCAAGUAUGAAGACAUUUACGAGGACCGCCAUGACGGCGUCUCGAGUCACAGCUCGCGUCUGUCCCAGCUGGGCUCGGUUUCCCACGCGGGGCCCUACUCCAGCGCGCCGCCGCUCUCCCACGCGCCCUCGUCGGACUUCCAACCACCCUACUUCCCGCCGCCGUACCAGCCGCUGGCCCACUACCAGAGCCAGGACCCCUACUCCCACGUCAGCGACCCGUACUCCCUGAACUCUCUGCACCAGAGUCAACAGGGCGCGUGGGGGGCUCGGCAGAGGCAGGACGCCGCCGGGGAGCGGAUGGACAGCUCGUCUUUGCUGGCUCAGCCGAGAGCUUCGCUGCCGCAGCUGCCUGGGCUGGACCCACGGCGGGACUACGGGGGAAUGAGGCGGCCCGAUGUGCUCCUGCACGCCGCUCAUCCGGGGCUGGAGCCCGGGAUGGGCGACGGACUAUUGCACGGACUACACGGCCUGGAGGAUGUGCAGACCAUUGAAGACACCAACGGAACCAACAUACUGGAUCAAUCUGUUAUUAAGAAAGUACCCAUGCCACCCAAGAACCUUGGCUCAUUGAUGCUGGGCAAGGACGGCCUGAUUGGCGGAGUCAGCGUCAACAUAAACGAACUUUUCUGUUCGGUACCGGGUCGACUAUCCCUGCUCAGCUCCACCUCCAAAUAUAAAGUGACCGUUGGGGAGGUGCAGAGGAGACUUUCCCCACCUGAGUGCCUCAACGCAUCCUUAUUGGGGGGCGUGUUGAGAAGAGCAAAGUCUAAAAACGGUGGGAAAUGCCUGAGAGAAAAACUGGAGAAGAUUGGAUUGAAUUUACCUGCUGGGAGACGCAAGGCUGCAAAUGUCACGUUACUAACAUCACUCGUGGAAGGGGAGGCCGUGCACCUCGCCAGGGACUUCGGCUACAUCUGCGAGACGGAGUUCCCCACCAAAGCCGUGAGCGAAUACCUUAAUCGGCAGCACGCUGAUCCCAAUGAGUUGCACACGCGGAAAAACAUGCUGCUGGCCACCAAACAGCUUUGUAAGGAGUUCACUGACCUGCUGGCCCAGGACAGGACUCCCCUGGGCAACUCGAGGCCCAGCCCCAUCCUGGAGCCCGGCAUCCAGAGCUGCCUCUCCCACUUUUCCUUCAUCACACACGGCUUCGGUUCGCCCGCCAUCUGCGCCGCGCUCACGGCCCUCCAAAACUACCUCACUGAGGCCCUCAAAGGACUCGACAAGAUGUUCCUCAACAACCCUCCUAACAGGCAUGGGGACAACAAGGCCGAUAAAGAGGAAAAGCAACGGAAAUGA